CCGGCGGGGCGCGAUGGCUACGUGGAGGCGGGACAGCCGGCUGACCGGCAGCCAACGGCUGCUGUGCGCCGGGUUGGCGGGGGCGCUCAGCCUCAGCCUCACCGCGCCCCUAGAGCUUGCCGCCGUGCUGGCCCAGGUCGGCGCCAUGCGCGGCCACGCCCGGGGGCCAUGGGCCAUCGGGCUCCAGGUGUGGCGAGCCGAGGGGCCGCGAGCCCUCUGGAAGGGGAACGGGGUGGCGUGCCUGCGCCUCUUCCCUUGCAGCGCCGUGCAGCUGGCCGCCUACCGCAAGUUUGUCAUACUGUUCACAGACGACUUGGGCCAUAUUUCCCAGUGGAGCUCCGUCAUGGCUGGGAGUCUUGCAGGCAUGGUGUCCACCAUUGCGACAUAUCCUACAGACCUCAUCAAAACCCGGUUGAUUGUGCAGAACAUGCUGGAACCAUCUUAUAAAGGCAUCCUCCAUGCUUUUUCUACUAUUUAUCAACAGGAAGGGUUCCUGGCCCUUUAUCGAGGGGUUUCCCUCACUGUUUUAGGUGCUCUUCCAUUCUCUGCUGGCUCCCUUCUCGUUUACAUGAACCUAGAGAAAAUCUGGAAUGGACCUCGAGAUCGGUUCUCUCUCCUCCAGAACUUUGCCAAUGUCUGUCUGGCUGCUGCAGUGACCCAGACCCUCUCCUUUCCCUUUGACACAGUAAAGAGAAAGAUGCAGGCUCAUAGCCCCUAUCUUCCCCAUUGUGGAGGAGUAGAUGUCCAUUUCUCAGGAGCGGUGGACUGCUUCCGGCAGAUUAUAAAGACCCAAGGGAUGCUGGGGCUCUGGAAUGGAUUGACAGCCAACUUACUGAAGAUAGUUCCAUAUUUUGGAGUUAUGUUCAGCACCUUUGAGUUCUGCAAGAGAAUCUGUCUUUAUCAAAAUGGUUACAUUGUGUCUCCUCUGAGCUAUAAACUGACCCCCGGGGUGGAUCAGAGUCUACAGCCUCAGGAAUUACGGGAAUUAAAGAAGUUCUUCAAAACUGGAACACUAAAGUCUAAAAAACCGACUCUGUAAAACUGCGUGGACCGACCUGGAAGUGCACUGACUAAAGGUGUGUUGCAGGCGUAGAUGAGUGUAACCUUAUGAUUGUGCCCGCACAGAGUGAUGAGAGGGUCCUGCUGUCUGCUGCUCUUGGAAAUGAGA
This is a messenger RNA of Trichechus manatus latirostris (Florida manatee), 1168 nucleotides long. RefSeq names its product solute carrier family 25 member 43 (gene SLC25A43). The record is from RefSeq and is a predicted model, not a curated record. The coding region runs from base 14 to 1039 and encodes 341 amino acids. The transcript is spliced from 5 exons. Gene Ontology annotation, molecular function: L-ornithine transmembrane transporter activity. Gene Ontology annotation, biological process: mitochondrial L-ornithine transmembrane transport. Lineage: Eukaryota; Metazoa; Chordata; Mammalia; Sirenia; Trichechidae.